Chenopodium quinoa (quinoa) is the source of this 3631-nucleotide messenger RNA. Its product is annotated as vacuolar protein sorting-associated protein 41 homolog. The transcript is spliced from 19 exons. Gene Ontology annotation, cellular component: late endosome; HOPS complex. Bases 398 to 3229 code for a protein of 943 amino acids. The record is from RefSeq and is a predicted model, not a curated record. Lineage: Eukaryota; Viridiplantae; Streptophyta; Magnoliopsida; Caryophyllales; Amaranthaceae. Gene Ontology annotation, biological process: macroautophagy; vesicle-mediated transport; endosomal vesicle fusion. Gene Ontology annotation, molecular function: protein binding.
GAUUAUUUUUGCAAAAUAAUGCAUUUAAAGGAUUUUUUUUGGGACAAAUUUUCCUAAAGGAUAGAGCUUGGUUUAAAGUUUCAAUCGGACUUGAUUUUUCACUUUCCCAACAAAAUCAAUCUGAAAAAAAAGGGCGACGUUCAAUUUCAUCUUGUAUAUGCCAGCUUCGUUCUCCUAAGAGGAGAGAGAAACCAACCUGAUAACAGAGAACAUCCAUGUCUUCUUCUUCAUCAACAUCUUCUUCCUCUGCACUUCUCCAUUAACCCUACUUCACUACUUCUUCAUCGAUCUCAAUUUCAUCCUUUUAUUUCCAUAAUUCUCCAAUUUCGUAAUUCAAUCAGCUAAUUUCAAUCUUCAUCAUCAAUUAUCAAUCAUACCUUCUCCAAUUCCUCUUCAAAUGGCUCCUCUUCCUUCGGAAAAUGGCGUCGAUGGCGAUGUUGAAAGAGAGGAAGAAGAAGAAGAUGAAGAAGAAGAAUUUUCAGAAGAAGAAGAGGCAACAGCUUCUGAAGAAGAAGAACCGAAGCUCAAGUACCAGAGAAUGGGGGGCAGUUUAUCUUCUUUGUUAUCGACCGAUGCCGCUACUUGUAUCGCUGUUUCUGAACGUAUGAUCGCGCUUGGUACUCAUUGUGGUGCCGUUCAUCUGCUUGAUUUUCUCGGAAAUCAGGUAAAGGAAUUUCAUGUGCACAAGGCUGCUGUAAAUGACCUUAAUUUUGAUAUAGAUGGCGAAUAUAUUGGGAGUUGUUCUGAUGAUGGAUCAAUUGUUAUAAGCAGUCUCUUUACUGACGAAAAACGAAAAUUUGAGUAUCAUAGACCAAUGAAGGCAAUAGCUCUCGAUCCUGAUUAUGCAAGAAAAUCAUUAAAAAGAUUUGUGGCUGGAGGAUUAGCUGGUCAAUUAAUAUUCUACGCUAAGAAGUGGUUUGGUUAUCAGGAGCAGGUAUUGCACUCUGGCGAGGGUCCAAUACAUGCAGUGGCAUGGAGGACGAGUUUCAUUGCUUGGGCUAAUGAUGCAGGCGUGAAGGUUUAUGACACUGCCAAUGAUCAGCGCGUGACUUUUAUUGAGAGACCGCGAGGAAGUCCACAUCCUGAGCUCUUGCUCCCGCACCUAGUUUGGCAGGAUGAUGCACUUCUGAUUAUUGGUUGGGGCACAUCAGUGAAGAUUGCUUCUCUAAGGGGAAAUCAGCAUGUAGGAGCCAAUGGGUCCUACAAGCCUGUUUAUGUAUCAAGCUCAAACCAGGUGGAUAUAGUUGCAUCUUUCCAGACAAACUAUUAUAUAUCCGGCAUUGCUCCAUUUGGUGAUUUUUUGGCUAUUCUAGCCUAUGUCCCUGGAGAGAAGGACUUUAGUAGUACAGCUCCAUCACGGCAGGCUAAUGCACAGAGGCCAGAAGUACGCAUUGUUACGUGGACUAAUGAUGAGCUGGCAACUGACGCUUUACCAAUUCAUGGUUUUGAACAUUAUAAAGCAAAAGACUACUGUCUCUCACACACUCCUCUAUCAGGGAGCAACUAUACUAACGGUCGAUGGGCUGCAGGUGAUGAGCCACUAUACUAUGUUGUAUCCCCAAAAGACAUAGUAAUUGCAAAACCAAGGGAUGCUGAAGAUCAUAUCAAUUGGCUUCUUGAACAUGGAUGGUAUGACAAAGCUCUCGCUGAAGUUGAGGCAACACAUGGACGAAAAGAACUUUUCGAAGAGGUGGGAUCAAGGUAUCUUGAGCAUUUACUUGCUGAGAAAAGAUAUGGUGAAGCUGCAGCUUUAUGUCCCAAAUUGCUGCAAGGGUCUGCUUCAGCAUGGGAAAGAUGGAUUAUUCGCUUUGCUCAGCUUCGUCAGCUUCCAGCUUUAGCCCGUUACAUGCCAACUCAGAACCCUAAACUCAGUGAUACUUUAUAUGAGCUUGCCCUAGUGGCUCUUGCAAUGAAUCCUGCGUACCACAAGGAUUUCUUAUCAGCUGUGAAGUCAUGGCCACGGUCAAUUUACUCUGCCCUGACUGUUUUGUCAGAGAUAGAGCCUCAGCUUAGAGCUUCUUUGAUGACUGACGAUCUGAAAGAGGCAAUGGCAGAGCUAUAUGUGAGAACUGAGCAAAAUGAGAAAGCGUUUUCAUUUUUUGCUGAUCUUUUGAAACCAGAAGUUUUCGACUUCAUUGAGAGGCAUAACUUGCAUGCUGCUGUUCGUGAAAAGGUUGUCCAACUGAUGAUGCUUGACACCAAACGUGCAACAUCCUUGCUGAUCCAGCAAAGGGAUCUGAUUACCCCACCUGAUGUAGUGUCACAGCUUUUAAAGGCUGGAGAUAAGUACUUUUUGUAUCUGUACUUGCAUGCUCUAUUUGAGGCCAGUCCUCAUGCUGGAAGGGAUUUUCAUGAUAUGCAGGUGGAGCUAUAUGCAGAUUAUGAUACACAAAUGCUACUUACUUUCCUUCGUAGCAGUCAACAUUAUACACUGGAGAAGGCCUAUGAUCUUUGUGUGAGAAAAGGUCUCCUGAAAGAGAAAGCAUUCAUUCUUGGAAGAAUGGGAAAUUCGAAACAAGCCCUUGCUGUUAUCAUCAAUGAAUUAGGUGAUAUAAAAGAGGCUUUAGAGUUUGCUAGCAUGCAGAAUGAUGAUGACAUUUGGGAAGAAUUGAUCAAGCAAUCUACCCAGAGGCCUGAAAUGGUUGGAAUGUUGCUGGAACAUACUGUUGGCAACCUUGAUCCUCUUCAUAUUGUAAAUGUUGUGCCUGAUGGACUGGAAAUACCUAGGCUCAGGGAUCGAUUGGUCAAAAUCAUAACUGACUAUAGAACCGAAACCUCACUCAGACAUGGUUGUAAUGAUAUUUUAAAGGCUGAUAUCGUCAAUCUUUUGGUUAAGUACUACAAAGAAGCAAGGCAUGCGGUUUAUAUGAAUAACACAGAGGAUGAGGCUAGAACUAAGAGAGAUGAAAAGAGGAUGGAAGAGUCCUUUGCAAAACCACCAAGUUUCAAAAACAUGGAUUUGAAGUCCAAGACUAGGGUGGGAGGCAGAUGUUGCAUAUGCUUUGAUCCUUUUUCCAUCCAAAAUGUCUCGGUUGUCAUUUUCUUUUGCUGUCAUGCAUAUCACAUGACUUGUUAUAUGGACUCAGUCAAUACAUAUAGUGAUGAGAAUGAAGCUCAGGAUGGUUCCCUUGAUUCUGAGUAUGAUGAAUUUGAUGACGAAGAGAAUGGUGAAAGUCAGUCAGACUCCUCUCGAAUGCGGUGUAUAUUAUGUACUAAUGCAGCUAGAUGACUAAAAUGGUUUGAUGAGGUGGUUUGUUGUAUAACUUGUAUCUUUUGGUAUCUGUUUUUAUCUCGUUUCUUUUUGUUUUUGUUUUUCUUUUGUUUAUAACAGCAAGUUUCGAGAUUGAGACUUGAGAGUGUGGGAGGCUGCUUUGCUUGUGCAACGAGAGCAAGGUUUUUUGGGGUCAUUGGAAUUCCUGAGUCUAUUUGUUUGUCAAUUGAUAUAUUAUCGAUGAUGGUCAUUCAUUGUAAUAAACUUGUUUUGAUCAUACUUAAUCAUAUGUUCAUAUUUUGGAUCUGCAAUGGCGUUUUAACAUUUUUUGUACAAAGAAAGUCUUGUUCACAUUAUCCUUAAUUAUGUUUUGAUAAAGAUUAAAAAACACUGCUUGUUUCAAAAAAAAAAAAAAAAAAA